AUGGUCCUCUCCAGCACUCUUCUGCUUUGCGCAGCUGCGCCAGCCGUGAUGGCGUUGUCCAUCGGCAAACGUCAAGCUGCAGGGGCCUACUCACUGCCGAGCUCGAGUGCCAACUCAACCGCGCGAGCAGCAGCACUCAGCGUUAAGCGGGCUGGUUGGGAGUAUGGUCCGUUCUUGGAUACAGCUGCGCCGUUUUACCCCAAGGGAGAGUUGGGUGAUGCAGUCACUUACCAAGUGAGGCAUGACUGGAAUACCACUCAGCAGGACCCUCAAAGUGCAAAGUCCUCGGCUGAUGCCCAGGCCAAUAUGGUUUCCAUUGUCUCGACGGGCGGUCUCACGACACUGGAAGAUUACAAUAAGCUGUACGACAAUUCGUGGACUAACUCCGCACCUAACGGACCUUGGAAGGGCAUGUUGCAAAACUACACGAGCGACUUGCUCUUCGGCAUGGAGCGUCUCUCCACCAGCCCCUACAGCGUUAAGAGACUGCAGCCUACCGACAGCCUCCCCUUCACAGUUGAUAACGCUGCAAGCAUCAGUGGACAGUCUCUGGAGGCCUUGCAGUCAGGCAAUCGCCUAUUCCUCGUUGACUACUCUAGCUUCAAGGACCUGCCUCUGUCUGCGGGCAAGUACGCAGCCGCUUGCCAGGCUUACUUCUACAUCCACCCUCAGAGUGGCGACUUCCUCCCUCUGGCUAUCAAGACCAACGUGGGCUCCGACUUGACCUACACGCCCGAGGACAGCGAGAACGACUGGCUUCUGGCAAAGAUGCUCUUCAACAUCAACGAUGGUUUCAACCAGGAGUUUGAGCAUUUCGCAGCAUCCCAUUGGGUUGCUGAGAUCGCUUACCUGGCCGCUAUCCGAACUCUUAGCGAGGAACACCCUAUUAUGCCCAUUGUACACAGGUUAAUGAAGCUGGCGUGGGCGAUGCGUCCUGCCGCCGCCGAGAGACUCCUUUUCGCCGGUGGUCCCGUUGAACGACUAUAUCCUUGGACCGGUGGUUUGGCCCUUAAAUAUGCUACUGAUCUCUACCUCUCUGGAGUCUCUGGCUCUUUCACUGGAGGCUACUUCGAAACUGACCUUGAGAAGCGUGGCCUCCUCGGAAAAGACGGCGUUCCCAAGUUUAAGACCUUCCCUUACUAUGAGGAUGCCUCCGUUAUCGUGUCGAGCAUCCAGGGCUUCAUGAGCACCCUCGUUGAUUCAUACUACUCUGAUGACAAGGCAAUUCAACAUGACAUUGAGCUCCAAGCAUGGAUCUCGGAGGCUACCGAGGCCGAAAUCAUUGAUUUCCCUGCCUCACCACUCGGUACCAAGAAGGAUCUCGUCAAGCUUUUGACUCACAUCGCCUACUUGGUCUCCGUCAAGCACGGCGUCUCAAAUACCAACAGCGUUGUCGCCACCUUGUCCCUGCCGUUCCACCCAUUCGCCCUGUGGGCUCCUCUCCCCACGGAGAAGGGAGUGACCAACGUGGUGCCCUUCCUCCCAGGCGUGGAGGCAUCAGUCGGACAGCUCUUGCUCGAGGUUUCAUUCAACCGACCUACCUGGGUCAACUCGGACGAGAAUAUCAUCCACAUGUUUGCCGACUCUGACGUUCUGAGCAAGAUGGACACCAAGGUACAGGGCGCUGCCACCAAGUUUGCCAGCGAGAUGACUGCUUUCAGCGGAAAGGUUUCCUCGCGCACCUUCGACAAGGAUGGUCUUUCACAGGGAAUGCCUUUCGUCUGGCAGGCUCUGGAUCCCAACCAGGCCGGAUACUGGCUUGCUGUUUAG
Molecule: messenger RNA, 1770 nt
Organism: Clonostachys rhizophaga
Lineage: Eukaryota; Fungi; Ascomycota; Sordariomycetes; Hypocreales; Bionectriaceae
Source: the annotation of a GenBank genome assembly